CACACAAAAAAAGUCACAAUGUGUGCCCUACAACUACAGUUGGGGUAGGUCAUGACUGACUGAGAAUUGGUGCUAGGAGGAGAGGAGGGGAAGGCUGCAAAGCGAUACGAUUUACAAAAUAUGCAGUGAAAGCACCUCGAUAACUGAAAGAUAAGAUAACACGACUAAUAAAGAGAGACAAAAUGGAAGAUUUGUAUCAUGCAGCAAUCACUACGUGUUUGCACCACGCCUACAGUGGAGGUUAGGAAGCCCCGACGACAGCAGCGCCGCCACCCAGCACCCGACACCCUUAUGAGGACACGCGCAGGAACCGAAGAUAAAGCAGACGCUGCCAAGCAAAAGCCGAGGAGACAGCCAUGUUGUGGCUCCUGCAGAAACCACAACCUGGAGGUGCCAGUCAUCAACCAUCAAUGCCAGUAUGCGGAGUGCACCUGUGUGUUCUGCGAGCUUACCAGGCGACGCAGGAGGAUCAUGCGACACCAGCAGCGCCUGUGGAGGUUUAAGAAAUUCAGCUGGCAGCAGAGAGAGAUGGAAGAGAACACUAGUGAGGGUGAAGGGACACCAAACAACUGCCAGUCUGAGGAGCAGCAGGAGCAGAACCACGCCAGGAGGGAAAUGGUGUGCGACAAAUGCCGGAACCAUAACAAGAUUGUCAAGAAGCGCGGCCACAAGGGCAGCUGUCCAUUUGAAAACUGCAAGUGUGAGUUGUGCGUCUUCACCCUCAAGCGGCAGAAACUAAUGAAGCACCAGCAGCGAGUAAGGAGAUCUCAAAUAGCUGCUCCCAUGGUACGAGUCAUGAGGACCCAACCCCAGCCCCAGGCCACUGCUGACAGUCCGGAUAGUGAUCUGCAGUCCGUGGAAAGUGUUCCAACAACCCCACCCACAGACAGCCUUCAUGAAAGGAUGGAUAGGUACACUGAAGCAGAAAGAAGUCCUCUUGUCCACGCUGUCCCUCAGGAAAUGUCGCCCACGGUUGAAUGGACCAGCCAAAUGAGCGAGUGUACCAUGGAGGAAGCGCCGCAGCCGCAAGGCCACUGCUUCCAACCUGUCACCACCACCCCCGGCCAACCAGCAUCCUUCGACCCCCAACUGGAAUACCACAGCAUCUCAGACAUUCACUCAACUGUCCCACUCACCAAAAAUGAUCAUAACUUUAACUCAUCCCAAAAACUUGAGUGUCCAGAACACAUGAGGUUCUCAGUGAUGUGUGGCGGUUUUGGACGCGUCGCACAGGUCCAGAAUGUUUCUACCACACUCUCCUCCCUUCCUACGUAUGGGCACCACCACUUUGUGCCUUGGAAUGGACCAGUGUCUGAGGUGGGUGACAGGUGCAGGAUGGAAGCCAACAAUAACGUUCACCAUAAAGUUCCGUUCAGGCCACAACCCAUUCCUGCCGAUCGCUUUCCUCGUCCACAGAUGGACUGGCCGUUCAUAGGCUUCCCUUACCCUUCAGCCAACGUGAUUCAGUCAGCCCCGCAACCUUCAAUUUCUGUCUGUGACAACUUCAUGCCACAUCAUCCCCAAACAGCCAUGGAUGAACACUGGUAUGGGACCAGAGGUCCCGUGCAUCCGACGGAAGGAAAUGGAGUCUCUCCUUAUUCUGGUGGUAUUCCCUACUUUGCCUCUGCCCUGCUACAUCCCGGUGCCAAACCUUCCUUGUCAUUUAUGCCUACAAAUAGAACUCUGCCCGAGUACGGCUCGUCUCUGAGCGAGUACAAGGAACGAGACCCGCAUAAUGUCAACCAUUUUAGACCCUUGCCAAGAAACUGCAACAACAUCACAGUAUGAACAAAGCAACUGCUUGGACAUGCAUACAUGAAACUUGUCAUGAUUGUGAAUCAAGUGUCUUAAAAGAAAAAAAAGUGGUAUAGUGGCAGCCAGAGAGCCACAGGUAAUUAUCGGAGUUAUUGCUUAUGGUCUCAUAAGAAACAUUGAUUGGCAAGCUACCAUGACGGUCCUGACAGCGUGACCAUCUCAUAGAGAAUUUAUUCCAUCUGCAUAUCAAUUUCUCUGUUUCUAUGAAGUGCCCAAGCUAAGUCUUACAGUUCUGACAAACAGAGAAGAUCACAGUUCAAUUUAGGGAAAGAAUCAUUCUGCGCUUUCGUUAACUUUAGAGAGAAUAGCUAAGCUGUGCUACCAUUAAAAAAAUGAAAGACAUUGUUACUGGUAGAGCAAACUGAAGCAGUAUAUUACCAGAAAAAUUCAAGUCGAUCAACUCUAACUCAGGCCUUGGCGAUUAUACUUGUGGCCUGACUUCUAGCGUCAAAUUUACAUACAAGAGUACAUCUCGAGGCAAUGUUGUCCUGCUCUCAGCUAGAUUUCUCUGUUUUCAUGAUAACCCAAAGCUGGGCAUCACAGGUGAUGUUUCUUUGAAUACUGAGUGCAUAUUCCUGCAUCCUAGUAAGUGAAUUGUUGUAGAUAAUCUUAGUUUAGUUUGUGAUGACAUGAGUAAGAAAAAGUCAGGAAGCUUAGAUAUCUAAACGAUCGAAUUUUCUUCAAAGUUUUCAAUUGGUAUUAAAAACAUGAGAGGUUUCUUUCCACUACGGAACAAUGGCGAAAUACAAUUGAUUUCUGAGACCCAUAAUUGAAAGAUACAGUGAGAAAAAUGAAACACAGCCUGAGAAACAGCAGAGUGGCGCGUGAAAGUUGAGACUAAGUACAAGUGAAACACACCACCGCCAGGAAAUAUACUCAGGCUCCCAGUAGGUACUGGACAGACAAGGCGGUGUGCUGCAUUAACACAAACUUCGAUUCUGGUAAAGAAAACGAGAAGAAAAAAAUGUCAGGGCAUCUCAGAAAAUCUAUGAGGAGACAAAUUUUAUAUUGUACAGGGGCUGUGAAGUGCAGGGCUGUGAGAGGAGACUGCUACUCAGACAGACACACUGACUGCAGCAGUCCCUUCUUUUAUGUAAGAGAUAUGUCCAGUAUGAGGCUGUGAUUGUUUUGUUUUAUUUUUUAUCCAUUUCCCUUUUUCCAUGAAUGUUUCCCUGUGUCAUAUUUCCUUCACUAUUUGUUGCUCACACACUAAGUAAUAGGAAAAAGUAGCUACUCGUACGUCGAAUAAACAAAGGGUUGAAUAUUAUCGCUUGUACCUAUAGAUUUACAUCUCUCUCUCUCUCUCUCUCUCUCUCUCUCUCUCUCUCUCUCUCUCUCUCUCUCUCUCUCUCUCUCUCUCUCUCUCUCUCUCUCUCUCUGUAUCGUUUAUAUUUCAGUGUACUGUAUCCUUCAGGACGACACACUGAGUUUCACAUUUUGCAACGUAUGAAAAUAUUGUUUUGUUUGAUUACUAAAGAUCUGAAAAUAAAACUUCAAACAGUUUCUCCUCAUGACUAGUUAUCCUAUGAAAAUUUUUACUUCAGUAACGUUCAAAGUUCUAAACUGAUGCGUGUGUGUGUGUGUGUAUCACAGGCUUGGAACAUGACCUCAAAUCUACUUGUAAAAACACACACACACACACACACACACACACACACACACACGUCAUUAUAGUAUUAAACAUUGUCUAAAUAUAGCUCGCUCUUCUUAACCUUCUAUUUUCUUAAACAAAUGGAUGUUAGAGAAUGUGUUCCAUCACAAGUGUGCUGGUUGAUGUAUACAGUUCCAUCAAGCAAAGGUGAAGGAAAGGUAUGCUGGGAGAAGUAAGAUUACUUUUGGUUAACAAAGCAACAUGAAAUGCAAACUUGAAAUGCAUAGUGUUAAUAAUUUUCUGUUAUGGGGCGCCUGACAUCAACAGACCACGUAAUAAUUAUGGAGAAGGCUAUUCCUGAACUUUUUUUUCUUUUUUUAGAUGCAUAGUUGAUUAACAAUUCUGGGCACUUAUACCUGACCUUCAACUUCAUACAAUAUCAUAUACUACGAGAGGAAUAAAGAAUUAGUUUGGAUCGAUGGUUGUAGGCACGCUUGAAAAAUCUCUAAUGACUCACGGGUGUGUUUUUACUGAUCAAAGCCAUCGUCGUAGGGUCGAGGGAAAGCAGUAUUUCCUCUGACAAUAUAUUUGAGUAGGUUUGACCGUAAUAAUUGUUCGGACAAAGUUCAUCUAUGUUAUCCACUGGUAUAAAACCUUUUCGGAACAUUACACUAGUUAUAAACACAUGCAAUCAAGUAGGCAUUAUGAUAUUUAGUUUAUACACAAAAAAUAGAAUGUUUACCUUAAUCAUCUCCCUGCGCACGUCUAAAUCUCGCGGCCUCUCUCUCGUGAUACUCUGAAAGCUAUAGGGUCAGCAAACACUCAAACAAAAUCACAUCGAGGUGAGGCUUUAUAUGGCUUUAAAUAUUGAUAUUUUAGUACGAUACAUAUGUUUUCAUGCACAGAAAAUAUCAAACGUUUCUUAUGAUGAUAGAGUAAUAAUUACAAUAUAAUAUUAUAAGUAAACCCUUACGUGCCGUAACAAUGGUGGUCAAGUGAAGGGGAAGAAGAAAAGUGGCUACAUUAAAAUUUGGAUAAUUGUAAUUAAACCCGAAGAUAGUUAGGAACUCUAGACUUAUAUUUUUUUAAUUAUCUAAACACCCAUUACAAAACAUCACAAAAUAAGCAAAGGGACAAGGGAUUGCAUUCAAUCUGUGUAAUUGUAGUUAGUCAGAAAUUCUAAUCUUUAGAAAUUCGUUUUCAGUUAACACACUAUAAUGCACCAAAAAAACAAGACCAAAAAUAAGCAA
Molecule: messenger RNA, 4656 nt
Organism: Portunus trituberculatus (swimming crab)
Lineage: Eukaryota; Metazoa; Arthropoda; Malacostraca; Decapoda; Portunidae
Exons: 6
Coding region: 199-1788 (529 amino acids)
Biological process (GO): regulation of transcription by RNA polymerase II; sex differentiation
Cellular component (GO): nucleus
Molecular function (GO): DNA-binding transcription factor activity, RNA polymerase II-specific; RNA polymerase II cis-regulatory region sequence-specific DNA binding
Source: RefSeq, a predicted model, not a curated record